This is a messenger RNA of Knipowitschia caucasica, 237 nucleotides long. The record is from the annotation of a GenBank genome assembly. Lineage: Eukaryota; Metazoa; Chordata; Actinopteri; Gobiiformes; Gobiidae.
AUGACUUGUGAAGCCAAAGAUAAUAUCGGAGUCCACGAUGAUAGUGCCCAGGUCUAUGACGCCUGGGUUCGGCUUCCCAGCUCCGCCAGACCCCGGUCAUAUGUAAAGGAUGAUUUAAGGGUGGAGGAGGUCUGUCUCGGUCUGGCCCUGGUCGCUGAUGAAAUUCAGUGGACGAGGUCCCCUGGGAGGAGACUGCUACAUCUGCUGCCCUUUGCGCACAGGCAGGCGCGCCGCUGA